AAGAUAGAUAAAUUUUAUAGAAUAAGUCAUCAAAAGGUCCUUAAUAUUAGGUUAAAAUAUUAUAGAAAUAUGAGGAGAAUUAAUACUUUUGAUGAUUUAUUAGAAAGCUUUAAAGAAUUUGGAAUUUCAGAGAAUAUUUUAUAUUGUGAAAAUUCGAAUCCUAUUAGAAAUCCUUAUGAUAUUUUUCGUUUAUAUAUUGCACAUAGUCUUUCAAAAAUCACGGGUAUUUCGAAUAAAGAGAUUUAUCCUAUUUUAGAACAUGGAUCUAAGCUAGAAAAUGGAGAUUUGAUGUUACCAGUUGCUCGAUUACGUUUGGCGGAAAAUCCUGUAUCUUUAGCUAAAGAAUGGUCGGAAAAGUUUCCUCAAAGAAUUGUUUAUUCUAAGCAUCAAGGCGCCUUUAUUCAAUUUUUUUUUUGUCCGGAAUUUCUUACGCACUUAGUGAUUCCCUAUAUCCAUAGAGAUGGUGACAAGUAUGGAUAUAACGAAUCUGGAAAAGGGAAAAAAGUAGUUAUUGAUUUCGGGAGUCCGAAUAUUGCAAAACCAUUUCAUGCAGGUCAUUUGCGAAGUACGAUUAUUGGAGCGUUUGUAUCGAAUAUACAUGAGUUUUGUUCAUGGAAAGUUGUUCGAUUGAACUAUUUGGGAGAUUGGGGGAAACAAUUUGGUCUUUUAGCAAUAGGAUUUCAAUUGUAUGGGAAUGAAGAAGCAUUGGAAUCAGAUCCUAUUCAGCAUCUUUAUGAUGUUUAUGUAAAAGUAAAUUCAUUUGCCUCGAAAAAAGAUAAUCCAGAAGCGGAUGAUUUAAAUAAUAAAGCUCGUGAGUAUUUUAAGAGAAUGGAAGAAGGUGAUGAAACGGCCCUUAGUAUAUGGAGGCGUUUUCGGGAUCUUAGUAUUGAAAAGUAUAAAAUUACAUAUAAUCGUUUAAAUAUUUGUUACGAUGAAUAUGGAGGGGAAUCAAAAGUUUCUCCAGAGAGUAUUAAGAUGGUUAUUAAUUCUCUUAAAGAAAGAGGUCUUUUAACUAUAGAUGAUGGAGCUAUGUUUAUAGAUUUAUCAAAGUAUUCAAAAAAUCUUGGAAAAGCAAUGCUUCAAAAAAGAGAUGGGGCAAGUUUGUAUUUAACAAGAGAUAUUGGGGAGGCUAUUAAUCGUUAUGAAAAAUAUGAAUUCGAUAAAAUGAUUUAUGUUGUUUCUUCACAACAGGAUUUACAUCUUGCUCAACUUUUUAAAAUUUUAGAACUUCUUGAUUUACCAUGGGCUAAGUCAUGUAUACAUAUUAAUUAUGGUCUAGUUCUAGGAAUGAGUACUAGGAAGGGCACUGCUGUUUUUUUGGAUAAUAUUCUUGAAACAGCUAAAGAAAAUAUGCAUGAUGUAAUGAAAAAGAAUGAAAAAAAAUAUUCUCAAAUCGAAGAUCCUGAAUAUGUUUCAGAUGUAGUUGGAAUAUCUGCUAUUUUGAUACAAGAUAUGUCUUCCAAACGUAUAAAUAAUUAUUCUUUUGAAUGGCCACGUAUAUUAACAUUUGAGGGUGAUACUGGUCCAUAUUUGCAAUAUGCUCAUUCUAGGUUGGAAUCCGUAAUAAGACGUCAGAAUAUCUCUCUGGAAGAUAUUCAGAAAGCAAAGCUUGAUUUUUUAACAGAGCCAGCCGCAAUAGAUUUGAUCCGAUUACUAGCUCGAUAUCCUGAUGUCAUAAAUACUACAAUAAAAACAUUGGAGCCAUGCACCAUCAUUACUUAUCUUUUUAAACUUACACAUACUGUUAGCGGUUGUUAUGAUCUGCUCUGGGUUAUGAACCAAUCUCAAGAUGUAGCUAUGGCACGAUUAUCUCUUUUUCUUGCAUGUAAAAGAGUCCUUGGUAAUGGUAUGAGAUUACUUGGAUUAACUCCUCUUGAAAGAAUGUAAAUUAUUAAAAAUAUAUUAUUAUAAUCUUUUUCUAUAAUCA
Messenger RNA from Pneumocystis murina B123, 1927 nucleotides. RefSeq names its product arginine-tRNA ligase. Bases 70 to 1887 code for a protein of 605 amino acids. The record is from RefSeq and is a predicted model, not a curated record. The transcript is spliced from 6 exons. NCBI's taxonomy places the organism in Eukaryota, Fungi, Ascomycota, Pneumocystomycetes, Pneumocystales, Pneumocystaceae. Gene Ontology annotation, cellular component: mitochondrion; cytoplasm. Gene Ontology annotation, biological process: arginyl-tRNA aminoacylation; mitochondrial translation. Gene Ontology annotation, molecular function: arginine-tRNA ligase activity; ATP binding.